AUGUAUCCCAACAACAAUUACCCGAUGCCACAAAGCGGCAUGUACAACCAACCCAUGGGCUCUCACUGGCAAAGUCAAUACUGGAACCCACCAGGCGUGGUUGUCAAUCUUGGAAAUGGAACUGGCAACACCGGAUAUGGUCACCAGGCGAACGGCUCCCCAAGAACGUUCAAAGACAGACUCAUACACAUGCUUCCUAAAAGGGAGAGGAAGAAGACUACGGUAUUCGUGAAAUCUUACGGACCCAUCAAUGUCAGCCUUGGUCAUCGUAAGCGCCCGAGGAGUACACCACCGGUAUUCUUUGGGCCACCUCAUGUGUUCUAUCCUCCAUAUGCGCCGCAAUUCCCUGAGGCCGCUAUCCCACGUCCUCCGCCCUCUAACAAGCCGCUGGGAGCGCGCGAUGAAUACAGUUCUGGAAGCCAAGAGAGGCAAGACGAGCCGCCGAUGGCGUCUACGGUACCGCCUGCUGUGGGCUCCGCUGCAGGAUCUGGGCCGCUGUUGCAGUCAGCGCAACCAUUCCCUAGCGGCCAUGUUGCGGCUGACCAGCCCGCUUUCAGCUCAGCCCAAGGCGGACGCGACUCUGGAAUGUUAGAAAGGCCCCACGAGGCCAAUCUCCCUACGGCACCUGCGGGGGCUGCCCUAUCCUCUGCGCCGUCUGCUCCACCAGCAAUGUCAUCUGCAAACUAUCGUCCAUCGGCGCCUUACAAUGCAGGAGGAUUGGGUUACCGCGAUUUUGGAUUGGCGACGCGACCAGACGAGUACAGUCAGAUGUCACAAUACCCAGCACAGAUGCCGCCAUACUCGGCACAACAAUUUCCCCAGCCGUAUUACGGUUCAAUCCAAGCUCAAGGAAGGGGUGACAAUGCACCGGUCAUCCCACCUGGUAUCUGGCCUUGA
This is a messenger RNA of Coprinopsis cinerea okayama7#130, 897 nucleotides long. RefSeq lists its product as hypothetical. NCBI's taxonomy places the organism in Eukaryota, Fungi, Basidiomycota, Agaricomycetes, Agaricales, Psathyrellaceae. The record is from RefSeq and is a predicted model, not a curated record. Bases 1 to 897 code for a protein of 298 amino acids. The transcript has a single exon.